GAGGCAAAGUAGGAGGUGAAUUUCUCAACGUGCAGUGAGAGGCUGUAGUAGGUCAGUGACAGUUGUGCGCGCCGGAUCGAAGCCUAUGCACAACGCAAAAAGAAACUGUGAUUAAUUUUUUAUCAGUGGUAUUUCUGAAUCAAUUGAAAAUGAAGCUGAAAUCAGAACUCAUGAUCCAACCUUCUGGGGAAGUGUGGAAGAAGAUUCGAGUGGAAUUGAAAGAAGACGUGAACACAAGAGACAGGGAUCUUGCGACAAUUAAGGAGUGGCUACGGAAACAGCCACAUUUACCUGAUACGUGGGAAGACAGUGCGCUGAUGACUUUCCUUCGAGGAAGUAGCUUUUCCUUGGAGAAAUGCAAAAGGAAACUUGAUAUGUACUUUACGAUGAGAGCCGCUUGCCCCGAGUUCUUCACCAACAGAGAUGCAUCGGUUCCAGAACUACGCGAUGUCCUGCGAUCUAAACUGCAGGGACCCCCAUUGCCAGGAGUUACUCCAAACGGCAGGCGCGUAACAAUAUGUCGAGGUUUGGACGCAUCGUUGACUCCCCAACAAGUGACAGAUUCUCUGAAACUCGCGUUAAUGGUGGGAGACGUGAGACUCAUGGAGGAGACCGAGGGAGUAGCUGGUGACAUCUAUGUUCUGGACGGUGCUGUGUUGGGACCCAGUCUACUAGCCAAACUGACUCCGUCUACUAUUAAGAAGUUUAUGAUUUGCGUUCAGGAGGCAUAUCCAGUGAAACUGAAACAGGUUCAUAUCAUAAAUACAUCCCCAUUGGUGGAGAGAUUCGUGAACUUCGUAAAACCAUUCCUGAAGGAGAAAAUAAGGAAGAGGAUUUUCAUCCACAAGGAAGUGAAGGAUCUGUACAACCAUAUACCACAGGAAAUGUUGCCAGUCGAAUACGGCGGCAGUUGUGAGAGUAUGAAUGCUUUACAAGAAAAAUGGUCUCAAAAGCUGAUCGAAUAUCGAGAAUGGUUCAAAUCUCAAGACGCGUUCAUCGCUAAUGAGAGCCUGCGGGUAGGCAGGCCUACAAAUUAUGAUGAGCUAUUUGGUAUUGAUGGCUCCUUCAGACAGUUAGCCAUAGAUUAAAGGAAACUUUUAUACUAGAUAAUGUUCAAGCCACGGACGAGUAAAAACAGAAGGACUGUGAUAUUAGCAAGUGAAGCACCGUUAUGCUAGUGUACAAUUUGUUCUCCAUUAAAUAAUCAUAUAUGGCCUUAAAUACUUAUAUAGUAUCGUUUGUACACUUUUUCACAACGCGCGACGGCAUUUCUAAAAUAUUUUAUUGAGGAGCAAACUGAUUUGUCAAAGACGAUGGCAAUUCUCAUAAUGGCCGCCUAUCGGCCUGUAGUAGUGUAAGUGUGUGCGUGGGGCUAUAUAUUUACAUGUUAAUCGGCUUGAUUCGGUGCUACACUGUUAUGUAAGGUGACACGGAGUCCUUGUUUUUUUACUUGCCUGUGGUUCAAGCUAGUAAUAUUUUUACAAUAAUAAUUAGAAUCUAUAUAUGAAUCUAGUUGUAAAUUCGAGAAUGGGGCUCUUUAAUUUCAAAUUUAUUGAUUUAUUUUAAUUGUCAUAGUUAUCUAAAUAAUAAUAAUAAUAUAGGUAAUAGAAAUGCUAGAAGUACUAAUUUCUUGCGGGGCGAUUUUCGCAAUGUCUUUUAUAUACCUACAUUACUAAGAAUCUCAUAGUUAAAAAAAGAUCGCCAUAUAUUUUAAAUAAAAAACAGCACUUAUCUAUAAUCUGUCUCAUGUCUCACACAUAAAUAUUAGUUCUAUACGAGGUGCCAAUCAGACAUAUUAUGUCAGCUAUAAAAACUACCUACCGUUGAGUGCCAAGCAGUCAUAAUAUGUCGGUAGCAGAUAUUUUUUCGUUAAAUAUACACAGAGUAAGACAAGCUACACGAUAUACUACAAGAAAGGUUAACUUUAAUCAAGAAUAUUGAAAAUUUUUUUAAUUUGUAUGAGAUGAUUAUCUUUGGCAAAAAUAAAUAAAAUUUACUCAAUUACAAUUCUAAAAAUAGCAUCUAUUUAAUUUUUGGGCUGUCGCGAAACGUUAAGAACAAUUUGUUAAUCCUUAAUAAACGUAUAAUUGUGAAAUUUGGAUACGCAUUCGUGCCUGUUAUAAGGCCUGAGGCAUUUUUCAUCCACGAGUUGACAUAUUUUUCUUCCAAUUUUGAAUAAAAACUUUAGAUCAUUCAUACGUCUAGAUAGACUACGACAGUUGUGAAAACGUCGAAAAAAAUUGUGAUUAGCACUAACCUCUAUUUAGAACAAUUCACGGACACUAACACAGUGUCAGCUCUAUUUUCAGCACACACACGCAAACACAAAGACGUUGGUGUUAUUCACACGAAAAAAAUAAGCCUGGCCUGUUGUUAUGCAUUACUUAAUAGCUAGACGCUCUAUCUAGACGUAUAAGCUAUCUAAGGUAAAAAUAAUAAAGUAAGUUUUGACAAUGAUUUUAAGAAAGAAUAAUUAUAGUAAAUAUAUAUAUAUAUAUAUAUAUAUAUAUAUAUUUUGAAGUAUUGUGAUAAAAAUUGGAAUAUUAGUUUAUAAGAUAAUUAAAUGUUUAUUCAAAAUCCUUUUUCAUUUUUUCCUCUGAGCUCAUGUAUAACAUAAAAGCAGUGUAUUUCGGUAUAUGAAGGUUUUAGUAUAUGUUUGUUGGUGAUUACUUAUCCGCAAUCUAUAUUUGUUUGUCUUAGAAAUACCUAUAUAUUCGUACUAUAAAUAAGUCAGUCAAUGACAUUUUAUUACUUAUGACAAUUGAUACAAUGAGCGGGUAACAUAAAUUAAGUACCUGCGGUAUUUAAUUGGAACGAAGUUCCUUACGGCAGGCUUGGAGGAGAUAGGGAUUUUGCUGCGGGCCCGAACUGAAAAAAAUGUGAUAGUAAAACCGUAAGAAUAAGUCCGUGGAAUAAAACCGUUAAAUGAGACAAGCGACAGUCGUUUCUAUUUCUAUGUAAUUUUAUGUUGUCAAACAAAAAUAAAGAGACAUAUUUUGUUAUUUUAAUUGAUAA
Messenger RNA from Leptidea sinapis, 3015 nucleotides. RefSeq names its product alpha-tocopherol transfer protein-like. The transcript has 8 exons. Gene Ontology annotation, molecular function: phosphatidylinositol bisphosphate binding. Bases 150 to 1088 code for a protein of 312 amino acids. Gene Ontology annotation, cellular component: membrane. The record is from RefSeq and is a predicted model, not a curated record. Lineage: Eukaryota; Metazoa; Arthropoda; Insecta; Lepidoptera; Pieridae.